GAGAGAGAAAACUUGCUGUAAAUUUAUUUGCAGAAAGAAAAAGCCAGAUUUCCAAAAAGCGAAAUCCAAAUCAAACUUCUUUUUUUAAUAAUCAUUUUGUAUACCCAGAAAAAAAGUACCUCAAAAAUCAAAAACCCAUUAAAAUUCUCAGCCGACCAACAAAAACCACAAAAACAAUUUUUUAUUCCAUUAUUUCUUUCUUUUUCUGGGUUUUUUUAGAUUACAUUUCUUUAUUUUUUUGUGUAUACCUUUGCUCUUUGCCUACGCAAUCUUCUUACAAUUAUUUCUUAAAGAAGAAAACCCAGUUUCAUAAUCUAGAGAAAAAGAGUCAAACUUUAAAACCCAACAAGAUUUUUGCUGGGAAUCAAAUCUGCAAGAAUACAGAUUGUGUUUAUAUUGGAAAUAAUUACUGUUAUUGAGAUUGUUGUUGCUGUUUUGGUGAGAUUUCAAUCUGUUUCCCCAUCAAUUUGACUGAUUGGGGAAGAAAGAAAGGAUUGUAAAAAUGUCUGGUUAUGCUGGUGUUGUUGUUUCUGACCCUUUACUUCAUGGUCAGUUUACUCAGGUUGAACUUCGAAGCCUGAAAUCCAAAUAUACUUCGGUGAAGAAUCAUAGUGGUAAAGUCACCAUUGGAGAUUUGCCUUCAGUGAUGGCAAAGUUGAAAGCUUUUAGUCAGUCAUUUAAAGAGGAUGAUAUUAAGGGGAUUUUGACUGAGUCUGCUUCUGAUAUGGAUCAAGAGAUCGAUUUCGAGGACUUUUUGAAGGUUCAUCUAAGCUUUCAAGCUAGAGCGUCAGCUCAGCUCGGUGGUUCAAAGGAUUCGUCGGCCUUUCUCAAGGCUUCAACUACUACCCUUCUUCAUACAAUUAGUCAAUCUGAGAAGGGAUGUUAUGUUCAUCACAUUAAUACAUAUCUUGGAGAUGACCCUUUCCUGAUGCAGUUUCUUCCUAUUGAUCCUAAUAGUGAUGAUCUUUUCAAUCUUGCAAAAGAUGGAGUUCUUCUCUGUAAGCUUAUAAAUGUUGCUGUUCCUGGCACAAUAGAUGAAAGAGCAAUAAACACCAAAAGGGUACUUAAUCCAUGGGAGAGAAAUGAGAAUCAUACUCUGUGUCUUAACUCUGCAAAAGCCAUUGGAUGCACUGUGGUUAACAUCGGACCCCAUGACUUGGUUGAAGGCAGGCCACAUUUGGUGCUUGGCUUAAUAUCUCAAAUCAUCAAGAUUCAACUCUUAGCAGAUCUCAACCUUAGGAAGACACCGCAACUAGUGGAAUUGGCUGAUGAUGCUGAUGACAUUGAAGAACUCAUGGGUUUAUCCCCUGAAAAAGUCUUGUUGAAAUGGAUGAAUUUCCAUCUCCAGAGAGCCGGUUACGAGAAAACUAUUACAAACUUUUCAUCAGAUUUAAAGGAUGCGAAGGCAUAUACUUACCUGCUCAAUGUUCUUGCACCAGAACAUUGUGAUCCAGCCACCUUAGAUACAAAGGAUCCUACUGAGAGGGCGAAUUUGGUACUUGACCAUGCAGAAAGAAUGGGCUGCAAGAGAUACUUAGAUUCUAAGGACGUUGUUGAAGGCUCGUCAAAUCUAAAUCUCGCAUUUAUAGCUCAAGUGUUCAAGAUGAGGAAUGGCUUGUCCCUAGAUGGCAAGAAGGUCUCGUUUGCAGAGAUGAUGACAGAUGAUAUACAGACAUCUAGGGAAGGAAGGUGCUUCAGAUUUUGGAUGAAUAGUCUUGGUAUUGCCACCUAUGUUAACAAUGUGUUCGAGGAUGUUAGAAAUGGAUGGGUACUCCUCGAAGUUUUGGACAAGAUAUCUCCAGGAUCAGUCAACUGGAAGCAGGCAACAAAGCCUCCUAUUAAAAUGCCUUUCAGAAAAGUGGAGAAUUGCAAUCAAGUGGUUAAAGUUGGGAAGCAAUUGAAGUUUUCCCUUGUGAAUGUGGCUGGAAAUGAUAUUGUUCAAGGAAACAAAAAGCUUAUACUCGCGCUCCUAUGGCAGCUAAUGAGGUGCAACAUGCUUCAAUUAUUGAAGAACCUGAGAUCUUUCUCCCAUGGGAAGGAAAUCUCUGAUGCAGACAUCCUUAGUUGGGCAAAUUAUAAGGUGAAAAGUUCCGGCAGAAAGUCUCGAAUUCAAAGUUUCAAGGACAAGAGCCUGUGCAAUGGUUUAUUCUUUCUUGAACUUCUAAGCGCGGUGGAGCCUAGGGUUGUCAAUUGGAAUCUCGUCACCAAGGGUGAAAAUGAUGACGAGAAAAGGUUGAAUGCUAUCUACAUUAUCAGUGUUGCAAGAAAGCUUGGAUGCUCGGUCUUUUUAUUGCCCGAGGACAUUAUGGAGGUAAACCACAAGAUGAUCCUAACCCUGAUGGCUAGCAUCAUGUACUGGUGCUUACAGCAGGAAGAUCUAGAAUCUUCCCCAUCCCACUCAGAAUCCGCCACCGUCACAGACAUAUCCUCAGCUGCUCCUUCAGUUCAAAGCGAGGACGAGAGCUCCAUCUGCGGAGAAAUCUCCUCAUUAAACAUCGAUGAUGCAGCAUCGGACUCAACUGUUUCUUCAGUGAUCGACAACAUUGAAGACGAUGAUCAAUGAAGGUAGGGUUGUUUUUUUGAAGGGUACUCUAGAGCUGCACUUCUUGUGCAGGAGUGAAAAGAGAAAAAUUUCUACGAAUAUAAGAGUUAUUGUACAGAGAGCAAAUGUUUAUAUAGAAAGUUAUGGAAAGUGUUAUUUUGUAUUUCCAUGGCACUCUUUUUGGUUUAUGUCUUGACUAAUGGAAAGAUGUUUAUUUGUACAACAA
Molecule: messenger RNA, 2768 nt
Organism: Beta vulgaris subsp. vulgaris (sugar beet)
Lineage: Eukaryota; Viridiplantae; Streptophyta; Magnoliopsida; Caryophyllales; Amaranthaceae
Product: fimbrin-1
Exons: 15
Coding region: 503-2563 (686 amino acids)
Biological process (GO): actin filament network formation; actin filament bundle assembly
Cellular component (GO): cytoplasm; actin filament bundle; actin filament
Molecular function (GO): actin filament binding
Source: RefSeq, a predicted model, not a curated record